Messenger RNA from Ruditapes philippinarum (Manila clam), 2010 nucleotides. RefSeq lists its product as uncharacterized. NCBI's taxonomy places the organism in Eukaryota, Metazoa, Mollusca, Bivalvia, Venerida, Veneridae. The transcript has 2 exons. Bases 12 to 365 code for a protein of 117 amino acids. The record is from RefSeq and is a predicted model, not a curated record.
UCCAAUCAUUUAUGUCUAUUUCAGGUUUUAUACCCGGUCACUGCACAUCGAUGGAUGUCGAGGUUGGCAAGCAUUACGUGCUGUUUCUAAAGGGUAAACAAGAAGGUGAUGAUUUUUAUGAGCAAAGUCCCGGUCAGACUGCUGCCCCUAAAAGUAAAUUGAUGGACUACUUGAACGUCUGCGACCUGUUUAUGGAAUAUCCGCAAGAAAAUGGGUUCCCUCUCAAGCGCAAAGUUUGUCCAGAAGUGAGCAAGAUUUCACCAUGUAAGCGUCACAAGGUGGACGGUGAUCCCAAUGGCACAGCAGCGACGACGAUGACGUCAUUAAUUACUAUUUCUUUCUGUGUUCUAGCUCAAUUAAUGUAACAUCAACAAAAUAUUUGAUGCAUUGCUUUAUAUUUUGUUAUUUCUUCAUAAGCGAUUUUGUAUUUUGAUACUUAUUUUAUCUAGAGUUUAGUACAGUUCAUAUUUCGCUCAAAUGGUUGAUAUUUCUCAAAGCUGUCUGUAAUAUUACUUUUUUAUUUCUUCAUUAAAGAGAGAUUACUCUUAAUUAACGAAUGAUUAUUCAUUAAAUGCCUUUUUUAAACUUUUAUUUCUAUUUCCAGUAAAAAUAUUUAAAUUUGGUGUCCAAAAAGUUACUCAUUGGCCAAUCACCUGAGCCAUCUUUUAAAUCUGUUCCGUUGUAGCAAUUAUUAUUAGUACUGUUAUACUGAAUAAGUAUUUUGUAUGGAAAUCAGAAUACUACUUGUCUACAUUUUGCGACUUUUGUGACAAAAUUGAGCCGUGUCACGACAAAACCAACAUUAUGGGUUUGCGACCAGAAUGGAUCCAGAUCAGCCUGCGCAUCCGCGCAGCCUGAUCCUGAUCAGGAUCCAUGCUGUUCGCUAUCAGUUUCUCUACUUGCUAUAUGGUUUGUAAGCGAACAGCAUUUAUCGUUUCUUUCCUCAGAUAACAAGCAUCUAACAUUCGUUAAAACAGAUUAUUGAAACAUUAUAAAAUCGAUGCCCUUUCUAAAGAAUUAAAAAAAAAUAUUUGUUUGCCAGGCACAUUGUGCCUUUAAUAGAUGUAUUGCAAUUUGAUCAAAUUAGCAGAUGGACAGAUUGAGUAUUUUGAGAGGUUGAUACUGUGCCAUGGAAUCGAGCGAUUAUCACUGACAGUUUAUAUCAUAAUCAUUCACAUACAUAUCUUAAUUUACUUAUUUAUCUAGUUAGUGUUUUACCGAAAUAUGACGUAAAUGGCGUCGGAGUUACAAUUGUUGUAUAUUGUUGUAUUUGAUUUGUUCCGCUUGAUUAGACCCGUUCAUCAAAAUUUUGCCUAGAUAUUUCUAAUUCAGGCUUCGUGAAGAAACAUGUCUUUGACAAAAACUUCAAGCUCAUCGAUUAAAGUAUUUACUAUGCACAAUUGACUCUCGGUAUCUCAAAUUUCAAGGGCCGGGUAUUUUACUUCGAGAUAAACGAAAUUCGAGAUACUAGGAGCUAUUGUGAUGACGUUUAUGUUUAUAUCUAAUUCUGUACAGAUUUACAUCAUUGCGUAUUGACUUGUGCUAAAAUUCAACAAAUUCAGAUAAGACUAUUUCGACCAAAUGCCGUUUACAAUUACUAACGCAGCCGUUCUUAUCCGAAGUUUGACGGAAAGGACAAAGAAGUUGUGAUUGGAUUAAAACAUAAACGUUAACAUCAUAACUUGCUUGGCUUAAUUUUUAUUAUUAUCAUACUUUAAAUUUUAAUGAAAAAUACAAUCACGUUUUUUAGAGUUUAUUAUUAUUAUUAUUAUCACUGUCUGCAAAUCGGAUGUUAUGAUAUUCGGCUAACACUUCUCAUUGUUUAUUCUUGAGAUCUUAAUCAUCUGAAGUGUUUACAUAAUAUACGAAUACAAUCAUGUUACACUAAAAUAAAACAAAUAUGUAUGCUCUCAUGAAAUGGAAUGCAUGCUAUAUUAUUAAUAUAUACGUUCAUAACGCUCUAUGUUAGACGCAUAAUGUAUUGUAUGAAAUAAAAUAUUAAACAAUAAA